Messenger RNA from Megalops cyprinoides (Indo-Pacific tarpon), 1526 nucleotides. RefSeq names its product tripartite motif containing 101 (gene trim101). The record is from RefSeq and is a predicted model, not a curated record. Gene Ontology annotation, molecular function: zinc ion binding. Lineage: Eukaryota; Metazoa; Chordata; Actinopteri; Elopiformes; Megalopidae. Bases 88 to 1383 code for a protein of 431 amino acids. The transcript has 10 exons.
CCCUCGCACACACACACGCCACACACACAUACACACACAUACAUACAGCAGCGCACUGCCGUCUGCCGUCCCCUCCACUGCGUGGACAUGUCUCUGCCCCUGGAGCUGGGCUCUUUCCAUCGGGACCAGGCACUGGGAACGCUGGAGCGCCAGCUCAUCUGCCCCAUCUGUCUGGAGGUGUUCACAAAACCUGUUGUGAUCCUGCCCUGCCAGCACAACCUCUGCCGCAAGUGCGCCAAUGACCUGUUCCAGCCGUCUUUGUUCCAGGCGCGGGGCACCAUGGUGGGCGCUGGAGGACGCUUCCGGUGCCCCUCCUGCCGGCAUGAGGUGGUGCUGGACCGUCAUGGAGUCUACGGGCUGCAGCGUAACCUGCUAGUGGAGAAUAUCAUUGACAUCUACAAGCAAGAGUCUGCCAGCUCAGGGCCGCCACCCAAGCCCAAAGGCCAACCAACCUGUGAGGAGCAUGAGGAUGAGAAGGUCAACAUCUACUGCGUAAGCUGCCAGGUACCCACCUGCUCCCUAUGCAAAGUUUUCGGAGCACACAAGUCCUGUCAGGUGGCACCUCUGCAUGACAUAUACCAGCAGCAGAAGGCUGAACUCAGUGAUGGGAUUAGUUCUUUGGUUGCUGCCAAUGACCACGUCCAAGCUUUUAUCAGUCAGCUGGAGGACACCUGUAAGAACAUUGAGGACAACUGUAAGAGCCAGAAGCAGAUUCUGUGCGAGAAAUUUGAUCGCAUGUACAACAUCCUGGAGGAGCGCAGGAAGAUCAUGCUGCAGCGCAUCACCUACGAGCAGGAGGAGAAGACGGGUCACGCCCGGUCCCUGGUGCGAGCCUACGGGGAGCACGUGGAGAACAACUCCAAACUGGUGGAGACGGCCCUGCGCACCAUGGAGGAGCCUGAAAUGGCUUCCUUCUUACAGAGUGCCAGAGCACUGAUCGAGAAGGUGACUGAGGCCACCAGUUCCUCCACAGUGGAGGCCCUGGAGCCAGGGUUUGAGAAUAUGGACCACUACAAGGUGGACUUCAAUGCUGAGGAGAGGGUGCUCUAUCAGCUGGACUUUGUCAAAACUGAGGAAGAAGUAGAGGAGGAACCGGAACCGGAGCCAGAACCAGAGCCCGUACCAGAACCUGUCCCAGAGUCAGAGCCAGAGCCAGAGCAGUUGGUAGAGCUGAAAGGGGACAGCUGUGGGGCCAGUGGCCCUCCAGGGGAAACGGAGGACAUUAGGGGGCAGGCUGAGGGAUGUGCUGACCCUAAGAAAGAGCUCCUGUGUGACCAGGGGCUAAACAUCCAGCAGGCCGUCACCCUCGUCUUUUACAUCCUGGCUUUGGUGGUCAUCCUUCAGCGGGUCUGGGGUCAUAUUCAGUGCAUCACUUGUUCAUAGCAAGGCGGGCCAGAUGGAACAUAAGUGAACUAAGGGUCUGGUCCCUGCAGUGGGAACCCAGGACGGGAGAGUGACGGAGCAGAGCAUUGACACGCCCUUUGACCCCAGGCCCAUGGCCCCCUUGUGGCUGGACAUGUAGACGC